AUGUCAACUGCAAUCUGCGUCCUUGCACUCUUUGCGGGACUUGUCGCCAGCCAGAAGACCUGCCCAGAUGGAUCACUGUGCAACACCGGAGACACGUGCUGCAAGCUGAGGAGCGGCAAGUACAGCUGCUGCCCCCUUCCCAACGCCGUCUGCUGCGAGGACCAGGAGCACUGCUGUCCCUCCGGCUACCGCUGCGACAACGAGACGGACAGCUGCAAGCCGUCCAGAGCACGAGCGGCUGACGUCGAAGCCCUUCUGUUGCAGACGCUCGAAAACGCUGGCAGGCAACAAGAAAACGACUACGUCCCGUGCGGUUUAGUGGACGACGCGGUCUGUCCCGCAGGCCACACGUGCUGCACGACGACGCCAAAGUCGAAAGCCACCAACCACAGCUGCUGCCCGUUCCGGAACGCCGUGUGCUGCGCUGAUGGGAAACACUGCUGCCCCGCACGGACUACGUGCCAGCCAGCUUCUGGACGAUGCAGCUACGACCAUCCUGACGCGCCGGGAACUGGGCUCACUCCGGCGAAACCCAACGAGACGAUGCGGACGCCGACGGCGGCGAAGACCAUUCCGACUGAAUGCAAAGGCGCUUUCUGUGCCACGAAAUCGUCGCCGAACACUGUUGGCAUCUGUCCGCCGGACUAUUACCAGUGCUCGAACCCCGUCUACUGCUGUCCCGUCAACUUGCUCUGCACGUUCACGGGUGCCUGCGUGCCGUAG
This is a messenger RNA of Dermacentor albipictus, 723 nucleotides long. RefSeq names its product progranulin-like. Gene Ontology annotation, cellular component: extracellular region. The record is from RefSeq and is a predicted model, not a curated record. Lineage: Eukaryota; Metazoa; Arthropoda; Arachnida; Ixodida; Ixodidae.